Molecule: messenger RNA, 1824 nt
Organism: Chilo suppressalis (striped riceborer)
Lineage: Eukaryota; Metazoa; Arthropoda; Insecta; Lepidoptera; Crambidae
Source: the annotation of a GenBank genome assembly
AUGGAGGGGAGAGGCCGGGACAGGCCGGGGGAAGGGGACAGCGCGUUGGAGACCGCUCAGGAGCGCCGGGAGCGAUGGCGCAGCGUCUACAUCAUCUACUUCACUAUGUUCCAGAUGUCAUUGGGCUUCAGUAUAGUGCUGACUGGCGUUUGGCCUUACCUUGACAAGUUGGAGCCUGGUUCCAAGAAAGAGGUGCUGGGAUUGGCGGUGGGGGCGCACCCUCUAGGCCAGUUACUAUGCUCCCCACUGUUGGGCUUGUGGGCCAACCGCGCCGGCAGCGCGCGGGCCCCACUCCUGGCCUCUCUAGGCCUUUCAGUGGUAGCCAGCACGUUGUACGCCCAGCUGCACCUCACAAGACCCCACGCCACCUAUUGGAUGGUGUUCGCCAGGUUUCUCGUAGGAGUUAGCUCGGCAAAUGUGGCAGUGGCGAGGUCUUACCUAUCAGCAGCGACGUUAGUAAGCGAGCGAACUCGGGCUGUUGCAUCAGUAUCAUUGGCCCAAGUCCUAGGCUUCGUGGUGGGCCCCGCACUCCAGGCCGCAGUGGCGCCCCUGGGCCCCGGGACCCCCUACCCGCCCUCAGGGGAGUCGGGGCCCCUACUCCGCUUGGACAUGUACACAGCCGCUGGGUGGACCAACGCGAUAUUGGGGCUUGUAAACUUUGUGCUACUGCUGCCUUGGUGUUUCAAAGAACGCACCAUAGCCGCUCGCGAAGCAAUGCUCGCGCAAGGAAAGAACUCUGAGAAAGAAGCUUUGAAAGCAAUGAAGCCUGAUCUCAUAAGCAGCUGGACUUUGGUGGCUGCAUUCUUCGUGCUAGUCUUCAACUUCGUGUUGCUGGAGACCCUGGCGACUUCUCUCACCAUGGACCAGUUCGCUUGGAGCAAGAAGCAAGCCCUGGAGUACAUGGGAGCGCUGAUGAGCGGUGGAGCGGUGCUCGCUUGUGCUACCUUCGCUCUGAUAACGCCACUUACGAAGUUCUUUGAAGAGAGAGCUUUACUACUUUGGGGCGGGUUCUUACUGACGGGCGUGGCGUCAGUACUCUGCAUCCCGUGGGGUCCGGGUCCUCCACCAUUAGCGCCUAUGAACGCAACGGAGGCGGGCGGCGGCUGCCCGGCGGCGCAGCAGCCCUGGUGCGAAUACUCCCGUGGGCUGACCCUCACGCAGUUCUUGCUGGCGUAUGCGUGUGUAUCGGUGGGCUACUCACUUGGUGUGACGCUCAUACAGACGAUAUUCUCGAAGGUGCUGGGGCCGAGGCCGCAGGGUGUAUGGAUGGGCGUGCUGACCGGCGCUGGAUGCGUGUCACGCGCCCUUGGCCCCGUGUUCGUGGCCGCGGUAUACGCGCGCCGCGGCCCCGACGCCACCUUCGGCAUCACCGCGGCGCUCACAUUCGCCGCGCUAGCUGCUCUCCGCUGCGUGUACAAGCGACUGCGGCCACCACCCCCACCCGCUAUCGCUGCAAACGCGCCCGCGCAGGAACUCACCGCGCUCGUCAAUGGUGACGCGGCCCCUGACAGCGAAGACGCGGAGAAAGGAAACGGCUCGGCCGUAAACAUCACCGCGGCGUUAACAUUCUCCGCGCUAGCUGCUGCUGCAGACGAAUCCGCUCAGGAACUCACCGCGCUCAUCAAUAAAGACGCGGCUCCUGAUACUGAAGACGCGGAGGAAGGAAACGGCUCGGCCGUGAACAUCACCGCGGCGUUAACAUUCUCCGCGCUAGCUGCUGCUGCAGACGAAUCCGCUCAGGAACUCACCGCGCUCAUCAAUAAAGAAGCGGCUCCUGAUACUGAAGACGCGGAGGAAGGAAACGGCUCGGCCGUGAAGUCUUGA